Cynara cardunculus var. scolymus (artichoke) is the source of this 1350-nucleotide messenger RNA. Its product is annotated as homeobox-leucine zipper protein ATHB-13-like. The transcript is spliced from 3 exons. The coding region runs from base 165 to 1109 and encodes 314 amino acids. Lineage: Eukaryota; Viridiplantae; Streptophyta; Magnoliopsida; Asterales; Asteraceae. Gene Ontology annotation, molecular function: DNA-binding transcription factor activity, RNA polymerase II-specific; sequence-specific DNA binding. Gene Ontology annotation, biological process: positive regulation of DNA-templated transcription. Gene Ontology annotation, cellular component: nucleus. The record is from RefSeq and is a predicted model, not a curated record.
CUCUCUCUCUCUCUCUCUCUCUCUCUUUCUCUCUAUCUCUAUCUCUCCUUAGAUCUCUCUCUAUCUCUAAAGACUAAGAUGAUGAAACCACAAAGAAUUCUUGGAAUGUUGACACAAGUCAUAUAAGCAAUUAAGCUAGCCAUAGAGGUAGCUUAAAACAGCUGAUGACUUGCACUGGAAUGGCCUUCUUCUCCAACAAUUUCGUGUUACAAACCUCUCAAGAAGAUGACCAUCAUGCUCCUCCACUUCUCCCACCUUGCACCACCACUCAGGAUUUCAGUGGUGUGGCCUCAUUCUUGGGAAAAAGAUCCAUGUCUUUCUCAGGUAUGAACAACAUGGAUGCAUGUGAUCAAGAAGGUGGAAAUAUGAAUGGAGAAGAUGAGUUAUCAGAUGAUGGAUCACAGCUGCUUGCAGGAGAGAAGAAAAGGAGACUAAAUAUGGAACAAGUGAAGACACUUGAGAGGAACUUUGAGUUGGGAAAUAAGCUUGAACCUGAGAGAAAAAUGCAGCUUGCAAGAGCACUUGGACUUCAACCAAGACAGAUUGCCAUUUGGUUUCAGAACAGAAGGGCAAGAUGGAAGACCAAACAGUUGGAAAAAGACUAUGAUACCCUCAAGAGACAGUUUGAAGCUGUUAAAGCUGAGAAUGAUUCCCUCCAAUCUCAAAAUCACAAACUUCAUGCUGAGAUUGGAAUUUUGCAGAUAAUGGCACUUAAAAAUAGGGAGCCAACGGAACUAAUCAACCUCAACAUUAAAGAAACAGAAGGAUCUUGCAGCAACAGAAGUGAAAACAGCUCUGAAAUCAAACUGGACAUCUCAAGAACACCGGCCACCGAUAGCUCUCUAUCAUCACACCAUCAACAUCAUCAGCAGCAACAACCAAUCCCCAAUCUUUUUCCGGCAUCCAAUAUCGAUAGGCCUAAUACUAAUAACAUUGUGGCUCAUCAGCUCUUCCACAAUUCAUCGUCAAGGCCAACAGAUCAUCAACUUCAUUGCCAGAAGCUAGAUCAAUCGACUGGCAUUAAAGAAGAAUGCUUCAGCAACAUGUUUGUUGGUAUCGAAGAUCAAUCAGGGUUUUGGCCAUGGUUGGAACAACCACAAUUCAAUUGAUGCAUCAAUGAAAAUCAAGAAAAUGAAAAAACGGUUCUCACGAUUUGCCUUCUAGGCUUCGGUUUGAUUAUAUUAAAGAUGGAGAUCAAUCUAUUUGUUCUCUAAGCUUUAAAUUCUUGUUUUGGUACUUAAAUUAAUAGAGUAAAAGUUAGAAGAAAAAUCAAAUAUUAUCAUUUUUAAUUCAAGAUUAGGGUUUGGAUAAUCCUUGUAUUCAAAGAAAUAAAAGGGUAUUGAUUAGUAC